This is a messenger RNA of Cyclopterus lumpus (lumpfish), 2332 nucleotides long. Its product is annotated as zinc finger protein 239-like. Bases 330 to 1475 code for a protein of 381 amino acids. Lineage: Eukaryota; Metazoa; Chordata; Actinopteri; Perciformes; Cyclopteridae. The transcript is spliced from 3 exons. The record is from RefSeq and is a predicted model, not a curated record.
ACUCGGUAAUGGAGCUAUAAUAAGCAUUAAAGAGAAGUGAUGUUCAACACCGUGAGGACAAUGGCGAUAACAUACAUAUCAUACAAGAUAUUUAUAGUGAGCCACAAUGAAAGUCACACAGUAACCGACAAGUUCCAGAAGAUGGCAGCAAUGAAACAUAACGGCUGACGUUAAAUACCAACGAAGAAGAUGUACCAAGCUAGUGAUAUUUGCGUGGCAACAUCACAGGAAUUGGUAGAAGACAGACUGGAAUAGCAAAAGAACUGGAACGUGCCGACGGGAGGAAAAAGCAUUUGGAGGACAUUCACUUUCACCAAUAAGCCAGUGAAAUGAGUUCUUCAGAUGUGUUGAAACAGGCGGACACAGACAGCAGCAGACUCCAUCAGUGUCAGAAGUGUGGGAAAUCUUUCAGUCGGUUUUGCAGUUUAAGGAAACAUGAACUCACUCACACUGCGGAGAAAGUGUACGUGUGUGAACAAUGCGGCAGCAGUUUCAGCCGACUUGAUGCCUACAAUAUACACUUGCAGACCCACACUGAAGAAAAUACAUACUGCUGUGAACAAUGUGAGAGGCAUUUCAGCGAUCAUAGUUCAUAUAGGAAACAUCUGCGCGACCACACUGGACCGUACCAGUGUGACCAAUGUGAAAAGACUUUCAGUUACUUCAGUAUUUACAAGAUACACAUGCGUGUCCACACUAAAGAAAAGCCAUACUGCUGUGACCAGUGUCCGAAAAGUUUUAGUUUUUUAAGUUCAUACAAGCGACACCAGCUAAGCCACAGCGGAGAGAAGCCGUACCAGUGUGACUUUUGUGGAAAGAGUUUUACGCAGUCAGGGCAUUUCAGUCUGCAUCUGCGUAACCACACUGGAGAGAAACCGUACGAGUGUGGCCAAUGUGACAAGAGUUUCAGUGACGUAAGUAGUUACAAGAUACACCUGCGUGUUCACUCAGGAGAGAAACCAUACUGCUGUAACCAGUGUGGGAGGAGCUUCUCUCAGUUGGGUAAUUACAAAUCACAUUUGCGUAUCCACACCGGAGAAAAACCUUUCAGCUGUGAACUGUGUAAGAAAAGCUUCUCCAUUUCAAAAACGUAUAAACAACAUGUACGUACGCACACUGGAGAGAAGCCGUACCAGUGUAAAGAAUGUGGGAAAGGUUUUGGUCGUCUAAGUAACUACAUGCGUCACCUCCGUAUCCACACUGGAGAGCAACCAUACAGCUGUGACCAAUGUGGGAAAUCUUUCAAUAGUUCAUACAGUUACAGCCGACACCUGCGUGUGCACACUGGAGAGAAACCAUACUGGUGUUCACAGUGCAAGAGACUAUUUACUCGAUCCCAAUCCUUGAAGAAACACCGCUGCAUUGCAAUAGAUGAAGACCUUAUAGAUGAGAGUUCAACUGUGUGUAACCAAGAAGCACAACUGAGUUGCUCACCAACAGAACCAACAAACGACAAGCAACAAGAAACUAAAUAAACGGCAGUUUGUUCAUGGUAAUUAGUGGACAUGUCGCAAGUGCAACAGUGUGGCUUUGUUUGUGGUCGUAAUAGUUUUUAGACAACAGUUGAGCUUUAUUGCACAGAGGAAUAAGAUAUUAGACUUUGGACACACACAAUUCUUGUUAGUUGGAUACAUUAAUUGUUGGUUUUGGUCUUUUCAAGGGAUUUUAAAGUAAUAUACAAAUUUAGCACCAGACUUGAACCUCUUUCGUUGUAUCCUUUUACAAUGACAAUAAACAUCCAUAUGCUACUCUGCUACUCUUAAGGAGCAGGGGGAAAAAGAGCUUUGAAAUAAUAAAAAAAAAGUGGUCUUUUAAGAAGCCUAAAAAAAUAUUACUAUCAAAGACAUAGUGACAGACACUGUUAUAAAGUGAGUUGAAUCAUGUUAUCUUGUUAGAUAUUUGUGAAAAGCUGUUUUUGUUUUUUUACCAUUAACUGAUUUUAAGUUCACCACUAGCUUUCUAAUUGUCAUAUCACACAGCUCAUGUUAACAUGUGUUAGCAGAAUGUGACACUAAUAUUGAUAACUCAGAGACUGAUUACUUUAGGGAAGAUAUUAAGGCCAACAUUUCAUUUGUAGGAAUCUGGAAGUCAGGUCACAGAGAGAACCUGACACUCCAGCGUCAGUCAUCAAUAUCCUAUUGACUCAUUGAAACAACCCUCAGCGUCACCGAGGAACAAAGACCACUGUGAUAAGAUUCAAGCCGGAGGAGUUUGACUUUGCGUUAAUAUAAAGUUUAUUUUAGAUUAAAACAAAGAAUGUUAGACGCAUGUUAUUUAACUUAAAUGUGGUAAAGGAUAUGUAUUAUUAGUUGAGUUAUUGUAUAAUUCUCAA